Molecule: messenger RNA, 2734 nt
Organism: Dermochelys coriacea (leatherback sea turtle)
Lineage: Eukaryota; Metazoa; Chordata; Testudines; Dermochelyidae
Product: natural killer cell receptor 2B4
Exons: 9
Coding region: 89-1375 (428 amino acids)
Biological process (GO): natural killer cell activation involved in immune response
Cellular component (GO): external side of plasma membrane
Molecular function (GO): MHC class I protein binding
Source: RefSeq, a predicted model, not a curated record
AGGCUGUGUGCUGGGGCCUCUUAAAGGAAGCCGGGAGGAUAUGGUACGUAGGCUUUUGUGAGAAGAGCGGUCACUGUUCUGUUGUGAAAUGACAGGGCUCGCUGCAGAGAAACCACACGGAGCAGAGGAAAUUGGUGACCAACAGUCUCGAAGGAGUCUCUUUACUGUCACUCACUGUCAGAAAUUUGCUUCCUCUGUCAUCUUGGGGUGUCAAGAGCAGGGAGGGCAACAUGAAAUAUUCCAGCUAUUAACAACGACCGGUGCAGCUGAUUCUCUCUUCUGGAACCAGAUCAUGAGGCUCUCCUUGUGCCUGCUGCUUUUCUCUAUGGUACAUGGUGGAGGUUGCAAAGAAAUGGAAGUGGCCGCAAUUGCUGGGGAAUCCGUCCAGUUACAGCCAGUGAAAUUGCUGGAGCCUUGGGCAGGAAUCACCUGGAAGUUCACGCUAGACUCAGCAGAGACGUAUCGGAUUGUAACAUUUAAUAAAAAGGACCUUGACCUUGGGUCAUCCCUACAUUUUCACAACACAGUCACUUUCCACCCUGAGAACCUCUCACUGCAGAUCGAUCCCAUUAAGAAGUCAAACAGUGGCCUCUAUACCUUGGAAGUUGACCCUGGAGGAGGCCGAGUUAACAUCACAAAGUUCCAUGUCUCUGUUUUUGACCGAGUCCGGCAGCCAAACCUCAUGGUGCUCUCUGCCCACCAGGAGCUCGGCCAGUGCAACGUUACCCUGUCCUGCUCGGUGCCUGGUGCUGACAGAGUCACCUACAGCUGGUCCCAAGGCACGUCCCGGAUCCCAUCUGACAGGGACCAUCAACUCGUUGGGCACCAAUCCCUGCUGCACAUAGUGAUUAAUGCAGACAGCAAUGACUCCUUCUACCGAUGUAAUGCUAGUAACCGAGCCAGCUGGGACACAGACACUGUAGAUGUCAAACCAUGGUGCAACACAGACUUUUUUCAGAAAGUCCCACUGUGGGCAAUUGUUGCUGCAGGGCUGGGACUACUGCUUCUGCUCAUGGCGCUCACCCUCAUCUUCCUCUGCAAGCGUCGGAAGAAGCGAAGCUCCUGCAAAGACAGUGACCCACCCCUCACCAUCUAUGAGGAAGUGGAGGACUCCCGCCCCAGAAGAAACGCUAAUGGAAAUGCUCAGAGCAGAAUUGUAGGAAACACCAUCUAUGCUGAGAUCAACUGCAACCCGCAAGCAGCAGACUUCACGGUGUAUGCUGCUGUCCAGAGGCCUCCUUCUGUCAAGAGGAAGAAAAUCAACCCAUCCUUCAUCUCUACCAUCUACAUGGAGGUUCAAGAAGCCCCUUCCAGACCCAGGCGUCUUCAAAUGCCGCGCUCAUCUUCACCUAAUCCUGGGCAUCUGUAUUCCUAGCUUCGAAAGCCCCUCGCUGCAGGACACCAUCUUCCUUUCCUUAAAGGCCUUUUCCCCUUGGAGUGAGCUCCUUGCUGAUGGACAGACCUCCACCUGUGCAGAUAAGCACAGCUUUGAUCUGAGCUGCUUGGAUGCACAAGACUUGGGGGGUUUCCUCCUUGUGCUCAGAGUGGAAAUAUCACAAUCACAGCGUCUUCACUCGGAUCAUGCAGUCCCAAGCCAAACCGUGAAGGCUCAUUGAAAACAAAUACACAGAGGGAGCAGAAAACAGAUACCCUGAACUUUUCUUUCAUUGGGAAAGGUUGUUUGAGAAGGUUUGAUGUGGAAAGAUGCUUGGUUUGGGAGUAUUUUAUUUUAUUUUAUUUUAUUUUGUUAAUUUCAACUGGUUCAACACUCCUGUGCAGUUUGCAUGCAGAGGUGUGUAGAGAUUUAACUGCAUAAGCAAUGGGUAUUAUUGGUUAAUUAGCUUAAUAACUUAUUUAUAGCUUUAAAAUAUAGCUAAGCAGGACAGAUGUAGGGUAUAACUCACUCUAAUGCUCGUGUAAAUCAGGAGUAACUCCACUGAAGUCAACUGGACCAGAUACUCUGUUGGUGUAAAUCAACUGAGCUCCAAGUUACAGCUGUGUAAAGCCAGGGUAAGUGAGAGGAAAUUCAGCCCCUACUCUUCAGGGAGGUAUCUAAGGGGCAAGGAAUGGCACUGGAAUUUGAUGUUCUAAGUUUUGGUGACUGAGUUGUAUAAGAGCCCAGACCCAUGUCUCGCGUCAUCCUGAGGAAGAUGAUGACUUAUUACCAAUUGUUUUAUUUUAUACAAGGGGAACCCAGUGUCUUGUUAGUGAGCAAGAGUCAAACUGACUAGAAACAAAGGUGAAACUGAACAGCCAGGUUUGUCCUGGCUUAGAGAAAUGCAAACCAGUAAAACAGAGAGAAUCAAGAGGAAGUUUUGAACCUUCCAGUGACUUCCCACACUUGUGGGGGGAGUGGCUUUGGUGGGCUGCUCUUAAUGAUCUGAAUCCUGGGUCAGGAUAGUCCCCUCAGUUGCACCCUAUGAAGCAUGAAUUGGAAUCACUAACAGGAAACUGUAUUGAGAGCUGUGAGCUAGGACUUUCCAUGCCCGCUGCCGGUACAAGAAGAAAGUUCAGCAGGGCUGGGGAAUUUUGUGUGUAUGUGUAUGUGUGUGUGUGUGAGAGAGAGAGAAUUGGUAUAACCUGGCACAGUUCUAUUGAAGUUAAUGGAGCUAUGCUGAUUUAGGCCAGAUCUUUAGCUUGUAUAAUGUAUUUAAAGAGAUGUAGCUGUGGGAGGAAUACCUCUUGUAUUGUAGGUGAGGCCAAAUGCCCAGGAAAAAUAAAUACUACUUUCUGA